AUGAGCAAGCCCAAGGUCAUCUUGCUGGGCAAAAUUGAGCACGCCCACAACACCUGGAACUCUAUAGAAUCCAUUGCAGACGUCGUGAUCCCUAAAUCAACUGACCGGGCCGCCUUCCUCGCCGAAUGUGACACCGGCGCCUUCGAGGGUGUCUCAGUCGCCUACCGCACCUUCGACUCCUUCUCCAUUAGCGGCAAGGUGGACGCAGAGCUACUCUCGCACCUGCCCCCCUCGCUCAAGUUCAUCUGUCACAAUGGCGCGGGCUAUGACCAGGUCGACGUGCUUGCGUGCGCGGAGCGCGGCAUCCGCGUUUCCAACACGCCCUCGGCCGUCGACGACUCCACCGCCGACAUCGCCAUGUUCCUGCUACUCGGUGCGCUGCGAAACUUGAAUGUGCCGCUGCUGAGCAUGCGGAAGGGCGAGUGGAGGGGUAAAGCGGACUUACCCUCGCUGGGGCACGAUCCACAGGGAAAAGUGCUGGGGAUUCUGGGGAUGGGCGGGAUUGGUAGGAAUAUGGCGAAGAAGGCGAGAGCGUUUGGGAUGAAAAUUCGGUAUCAUAACCGCACGCGGCUGAGUGAGCAUUUGGAGCGGGAGUGCGAGGCGGAGUAUCGCGGGUUUGAGGAUCUGUUGAGGGAGAUUGAUGUGUUGAGUUUAAAUUUACCGCUGAAUCCCGCAACCAGACACACUAUCUCCACGGAACAAUUCGCCAUGAUGAAGCCCGGCGUCGUCAUCGUCAACACGGCCCGCGGCGCCGUGAUGGACGAGGCGGCGCUGGUAGCUGCGCUCGACUCGGGUCACGUCGCUUCUGCGGGACUCGAUGUGUACGAAGACGAACCCGUCGUGCACCCGGGCUUGCUGGCCAACCCGCGCGCUUUGUUGGUCCCCCACAUGGGCACCUGGACCGUCGAGACGCAAACCAAGAUGGAGGAGUGGACUAUUAGCAAUGUCAAGAUGGCCGUGCAGACGGGGGUGUUGCGAAGUAUUGUGCCGGAGCAGAAGGGAAUGCAGGAUUGA
Messenger RNA from Pseudomassariella vexata, 1014 nucleotides. RefSeq names its product glyoxylate reductase. Gene Ontology annotation, cellular component: cytosol. Gene Ontology annotation, molecular function: NAD binding; hydroxypyruvate reductase [NAD(P)H] activity; glyoxylate reductase (NADPH) activity. Bases 1 to 1014 code for a protein of 337 amino acids. The record is from RefSeq and is a predicted model, not a curated record. NCBI's taxonomy places the organism in Eukaryota, Fungi, Ascomycota, Sordariomycetes, Amphisphaeriales, Pseudomassariaceae. The transcript is spliced from 3 exons.